Molecule: messenger RNA, 1530 nt
Organism: Paramormyrops kingsleyae
Lineage: Eukaryota; Metazoa; Chordata; Actinopteri; Osteoglossiformes; Mormyridae
Source: RefSeq, a predicted model, not a curated record
CCCUGCAGACUGCCCUAAUGAGAAGGGAGAGCACCUCCUGCUCUCCCCGUCCCUGCUGACAGUGACAAGUCCCUCCGCUCCCUCCCUCCUCCUCACGCUGGGCAUCGCCUCCAUGACGGUACCGGUGUACAUCGCCGAAUCAUCACCUCCGCACCUGAGAGGCCAGCUGGUCACCAUCAACACGCUCUUCGUCACAGGCGGCCAGUUCGUCGCUAGCAUCGUGGAUGGGGCCUUCAGCUAUCUUCAGCGGGACGGCUGGAGGUACAUGCUGGGCCUGUCGGUGGUUCCCGCCCUGCUGCAGUUCAUCGGGUUCCUCUUCCUGCCGGAGAGCCCGCGCUGGCUCAUCCAGAAGGGCCUGACCCAGAAGGCCCGCCGCGUGCUCAGCCAGAUCCGUGGGAACCAGAACAUCGACGAGGAGUUCGACAGCAUCAAGAGCAGCAUCGAGGAGGAGGAGAAGGACUCCGCGGCAGGUGGCCUGGUGAUCUGGCGCAUGCUGACCUACCCCCCCACACGGCGGGCGCUCAUCGUGGGCUGCGGACUGCAGAUGUUCCAACAGCUGUCUGGCAUCAACACGGUCAUGUACUACAGCGCCACCAUCCUGCAAAUGUCAGGAGUGCGAGAUGACAGGCUGGCCAUCUGGCUGGCCGCGGUCACAGCCUUCACCAACUUCCUGUUCACGCUGCUGGGGGUGUGGCUGGUGGAGAGGGUGGGCCGCCGGCGGCUGACCCUGGGCAGCAUCGUUGGAACCUGUCUGAGCCUGAUCCUCCUGGCGGCCGGAUUUCUCCUGUCUGCCCAGAACUCACCCCCCAUCACCCUUCACCCCACUGACCCCUCCCUGCAAAACUCCACCUGCGCACAGUACGGGCUGUGCGAGCCCUGCAUGCUGGACCCACGCUGUGGCUUCUGUUACCAGGAGAACGGCACCACCGUCUCCACCACCUCCUGUGUGCCCGUCAGCGUGUCCUCCACUGAGGAAGCAGCGUGGGGCAGGUGUAGCAACAUGACCCAGAAAGACAGCGUCUACUGGGCCUAUAACUACUGUCCCACCGCCUACUCAUGGAUGGUCCUCCUAGGCCUCAUCUCCUACCUGGCCUUCUUCGCCCCAGGAAUGGGUCCUAUGCCUUGGACGGUGAACUCUGAGAUCUAUCCCCUGUGGGCCCGGAGUACCGGAAAUGCCUGCUCUGCUGGUGUCAACUGGACCUUCAACGUCCUGGUUUCACUGACUUUCCUCCACGUUGCUCAGUACCUCACCUACUAUGGUGCAUUCUUCCUAUAUGCCGGCCUUAGUCUGCUGGGCUUCCUCUUCAUCUAUGGCUGUCUGCCCGAGACCAAGGGCCACCGGCUGGAGGAGAUCGAGCUGCUGUUUGAGAAUCGGCUGUGCACGUGCGGCGCAUCUGAUUCGGACGAGGGACGGCAGAUCGAGUACAUCAGGUCUCGCUUGGAGCUGGCCUACUUACACCACAGAGUCCUGGAGGCAGACAGUGGAAUCGCAUAUAUACACCUGCAAUAGUCGUUAUGUGUUCCAGAGAG